Messenger RNA from Doryrhamphus excisus (bluestripe pipefish), 2743 nucleotides. RefSeq names its product EGF-like-domain, multiple 7 (gene egfl7). Lineage: Eukaryota; Metazoa; Chordata; Actinopteri; Syngnathiformes; Syngnathidae. Gene Ontology annotation, biological process: anatomical structure development. Gene Ontology annotation, cellular component: cell surface; extracellular region. Gene Ontology annotation, molecular function: calcium ion binding; signaling receptor binding. The record is from RefSeq and is a predicted model, not a curated record.
GCGUCGCAGGCCUGACCGGCGGACGGAGAGGAGCAGCUUUGAUUGACUUCCAACAGGGGAAGAAAGCCUUAAAGACACCAUGGAGGGCUUCCAUGGGCUGACAGGCCGGGGCUGGGCGGCGGGCACGGGUGCUCAAGAUGACCCCCGGCUGAACGGGUCGUCCUCCCCCUUGUGGAGAACAUUCCGAUCCGCCGUCAUCCUUCCUCCCCUCCUCUUCGCUCCGACUGCCACAGUCUGAAGGAGUGUGUGAGAGCAGGAGAGAGCGAGAGAGAGAGAGAGGGAACGUGGGAAAGAAAAUGAUCCAAACAUCGCUCCUUGCCGCCCUCCUCGUCCUCCACGCCAUGGCCAACCCCCAGUUCUUUGCUCACCACGGGAGGAGGGUGUGUGGCAGCCGUGACCCCCACCAUCGCCACAUUGUCACGGCAACAGAGUCCUACGUCCUUCCUCUGCACAGGCCCUACAUCACCGUGUGUCAGGGGCAGCGCCUCUGCAGCACGUACAAGACCGUGUACACAGUAGCGUACCGGCAGGUGAGCAGAGCGGCAUCUCUGUCCAAUUACUACCCAGAAUGCUGCCCGGGAUGGCGGCGCUUUCACUCCCUCAGUUGUAACCAAGCUGUGUGUGAUCACACCUGUGUGAACGGGGGAACAUGCAUGACACCCAACCACUGUUCUUGUCCACACGGAUGGACGGGACGCCGGUGCCAGACAGAUGUGGACGAGUGCAUCCAGCAGCAUCCUUGCGCUCACCAUUGCAUCAACACAGCCGGAAGUUUCCGAUGCGCCUGCAGGGACAGGUUCCGCUUGUCCGCAGACGGACGCUCCUGUCACCGCUUGGGUCCCGCCGCCCAGGACCCUGGUGAUGUUUCCACUUCAGGUGAACGGUUCGGCAUUCUGGGGAAUGUUUCAGAGGAGGUGAAGAGCCUGAGGAGCAGGGUGGAGCUUCUGGAAAAGAAGCUGCAGUUGGCGCUGGCGCCGUACGGCAGCGUCUUCCCGCUGUCGCUGGACGAGGGCGUGUCCGAAGCCACCCUGUUAUCGCACUCCUUCCAGCAGCUGGACCGCAUCGACUCGCUCAGUGAGCAGAUCGGGUUCCUGGAGGAGCGCCUGGGAACAUGCUCCUGCCAGGAAAACUAGGAGCGAAGAGACAAAGAGGGUAUACUCACCAAGAUGGCGAGCGCUGGGUCGGCCGUCGCAUUCGUCGCACAACUCGGGACGGGAUGUUCCCCAUCAUGCUGUUAAGAAGUCUUACGUUACGUUACAAACAUCAUCAACCGUGAACUAUCAGUGCAGCUGUGUGUCCACACCUGGACACAUCUGUAUUUAUUAUUUAAAAAUACAGUUAUUUCUCAGUACGUUUUUUUUUGUUUUUGGGUGAUAAUUUCAUAAUAAAAAAAACAAAAAAAAUGUCAUGUGUGCUCAGUGAAGAAGUACUUUAAGAAAAAAAGAAAUACAUUUAUUUCAUCUGUUGCACUUGCAAGGCAUUCACAUUUACCCACAGGAGGUGAAAUCAGGAACACGACAUCGUCAAUGUAUGUCAGAUUAUUAUUGAAAUGUGGGACACGCACCCACGCACACUCUGUAGGUUGUUAUUUAUGUUCCAACUAAAGCUACCAACAAUUACACUUUAAUAGCUUUGGUGACCAUGAAGACAGUUUGUUUUUGUUUCCUGCCAAAAUUCAACAUGAAAAGUGCUAUAUUCACUUCCUUUUUUUCUCAGAGUAACCCAAUUGUUGUUUUGAUUACUUUUUUUGGAAGCCCCCCCACCUCAUCCCCAACGAAUCACAAAAAAUGAUCACAAUGUAAAUUUGAACAUCUCUAUGAAAGAAUGCAUACAUGAUUGCAUCGCACUUGUGCCGUCCAUUAAACUCACUAAUUGACACGUCACAAAUGAUAAGACACAAACUGAACAUAUGAUUUUUUUUUUUUUAAAGCCUUUGUUUUUUUUGUUGGAGGAAACCAAUUUGGUUCAACAUUCAAGCAACUUGCUAAAAGAAAAAAAAUUAUACUGUAUUUUGAAUGCAAGACAAGGAGCAAAAAGAAGUUAGUAAUAUUAGGGGUAAAUAUUCAAACUGUCCUUACUGCGGUGUGUGUGUGUGUAUGUGUGUGUAAAGCUGAGGCGCGAGCAGGUCACCUAUGAAGCGAGUACGAGCCAGCGCCACUCGUCAAACCUCCUCACAAUCAGUCAUGAACAUUUCAUCAAAAGCCAUCCAAGCUCGGACAACAACUGCGUGCGAGAUAAAAAAAACACACUUUAAAGGAAAAGUGAAAGAAAAACAUUGCCCAUCAUCCACAAUCCUAAUGUGAGACACAAACACACACGUCUUUCUCUUUUCUGUGCCUUCUAAAGGUGAAUAAAAAACAGGUAGAAGGAGACAGAGGGAUGCACCUAUUCCGCCUAGAAGAACUACAUUAGUAGCGUAGUGACACCUCGCCAUACUUCCUUUUUAUAAAGGAAGUAUACUGUUAAGUAGUCCAUGUUAUCAUGAAUGUACCCACCACUACAUGCUCACGGCAUGAAUAAAAAAGGAUUCAACCUUGUCAGAGGUGUUUUAAUAGCAGGCUUUCGAGGUGGAAUAGGUGUGUCCCAUUCGGUGCAUUAUUUAGCUACCUCUUUUUAGCUAUUUUUAUGUCUUUAGAAUGCACAAAAAAGAGAAAGACGUGUGUUUAUGUCUCUCAUAAGGUUGUAGACAGGCAAUAUCCUCCCCCUAAAAAUUGCACUUUUCCUUAAAAGCACCAAUCGGGGG